CCAAAGGACUAAGGCAAAUAGGAAAUCCAGGCCUCUCAAAGUGAAAAGCAAGCAAACUGUCCUUCUUCUGCCCUUUCCUGAAAGCUAAAUGCCAUGGCUGUGCUGCUAAUCCCUGUGCAGCUGCUGGUGGUGACUGUCACCAUUUACUUGGAGCUGGUGAGAUCCAUCCAGGGUGGUGUCUACUAUGGGAUCAAGCAGCUGCCACCCCAGGUGCCCCAGUACCAAGCCCUCGGACAACAAGUACCUCACAUGCCGCUGGGCAAGGAAGGCAUCCCGAUGCAGCACAUGGGCAAGGAGGUGCCGCACAUGCAGUACGGGAAGGAGUAUCCCCACCUGCCUCAGUACAUGAAGGAGGUCCCACAGAUGCCUCUGCUCGGCAAGGACAUGGCUCCAAAGAAAGAAAAAGAGAUGCCAAUGCUCAGUUUGAGAGGCGAGCAAGGUCCCCCCGGUGAGCCUGGACCAAGAGGGCCACCAGGGCCACCAGGACUUCCUGGCCACGGAGUGCCAGGAGCCAAAGGAAAACCGGGGCCACAAGGAUACCCUGGAAUUGGGAAACCAGGUUUGCCUGGCAUGCCUGGGAAACCAGGAGUCAUGGGGCCUCCGGGGCAGAGGGGAGAGAUGGGACCRAAGGGAGAGGUGGGGCCCAUGGGCAUACCGGGGCCCCAAGGACCACCGGGACCUCAUGGACUUCCUGGCAUAGGAAAAGCAGGUGCUCCAGGACUGCCAGGACAACCGGGAGCCAAGGGCGAGCCUGGGAUGAAGGGGCCUCCAGGAGUCCCUGGCAUCCCAGGCCCAAAAGGAGAAAAAGGGGUUGGGAUACCAGGUCUACCUGGCUUAAAAGGGCCCCCUGGACUACCCGGCCCCCCGGGCCCGGUGGGACUGCCAGGGGUUGGAAAGCCAGGGAUGGUCGGGUUUCCAGGCCCCCAGGGACCCAUCGGUAAACCCGGCCCCCCAGGAGAGCUGGGGCUGCAGGGGCCCCCGGGGGUGCCGGGGAUCCAGGGCCCACCGGGCUUGCCGGGGGUUGGGAAGCCAGGCCAGGACGGCAUCCCUGGCCAGCCUGGCUUCCCGGGCGGCAAAGGGGAGCAAGGCUUGCCGGGACUGCCGGGGCCCCCUGGCCUGCCYGGCGUGGGCAAACCCGGCUUUCCCGGGCCCAAGGGCGAGCGCGGCAUGGGCGGCCUGCCCGGCCCCCUGGGACCCAAGGGCGAGAAAGGACACGCGGGGCCCCCGGGCAUGGGAGGCCCUCCAGGCGAGCCGGGGCAGCCGGGAUUGCCGGGAAUCAUGGGCCCCCCGGGCGCCGCCGGCUUCCCCGGCCCCAAAGGGGAAGGUGGAGCCAUAGGGCCACCAGGCCCCGUGGGCCCCAAGGGGGAGCCAGGUCUGCAGGGCUUCCCCGGCAAGCCAGGUUUCCCCGGGGAAGUGGGGCCGCCGGGCCUGCGGGGGCUGCCGGGCCCCACGGGGCCCAAGGGCGAAGCCGGUCACAAGGGCUUGCCAGGGCUGCCGGGCGUGCCGGGGCUGGUGGGGCCCAAGGGCGAGCCGGGGCUCCCCGGCGCCCAGGGCCUCCAGGGGCCCUCGGGCAUCCCGGGCAUCGCGGGGCCCAGCGGGCCCAUCGGCCCGCCGGGGCUGCCGGGAGCCAAGGGCGAGCCCGGCCUGCCCGGCCCGCCCGGCUUCCCCGGCGUGGGCAAGCCGGGCGCCGCAGGGCUCCAGGGACCACCGGGCAAGCCGGGCGCGCUCGGCCCUCCCGGGCAGCCCGGCCUGCAGGGGCCCCCCGGACCCCCUGGCCCUCCGGGGCCACCCAUGGUCAUCCCGCCCACGCCACCRGCCGUGGGACAGUACAUGCCCGAGGCGGGUCCCGGCGUGGACGGCGUGAAGCCGCCGUACGGCUACGCGGGCAAGAAGGGCAAGAAGCCCCUUGGCGGCGUUGUCUACGAGAUGCCGGCCUUCACGGCGGAGCUGCUGACGCCCUUCCCGCGGGUCGGCGUGCCCGUGAAGUUCGACAAGCUGCUCUACAACGGGCGGCAGAACUACAACCCGCAGACGGGCAUCUUCACGUGCGAGAUCCCCGGCGUCUACUACUUCGCCUACCACGUGCACUGCAAAGGGGCCAGCGUGUGGGUGGCCCUGUUCAAGAACAACGAGCCGCUCAUGUACACCUACGACGAGUACAAGAAGGGCUUCCUGGACCAGGCGUCGGGCAGCGCCGUGGUCCAGCUUGCGCCCGGCGACAAAGUUUACGUGCAGAUGCCCUCCGAGCAGGCAGCGGGACUCUACGCGGGGCAGUACGUUCACUCAUCUUUUUCAGGAUAUUUAUUGUAUCCCAUGUAAGACAAAACAAAACAAAAAGAUCAGACCAAAAGGAAAAAAAAAAAAAAA
Messenger RNA from Nothoprocta perdicaria, 2367 nucleotides. It is a transcript of the gene COL8A1, whose product is annotated as collagen type VIII alpha 1 chain. NCBI's taxonomy places the organism in Eukaryota, Metazoa, Chordata, Aves, Tinamiformes, Tinamidae. The coding region runs from base 94 to 2319 and encodes 741 amino acids. Gene Ontology annotation, molecular function: protein binding. The transcript is spliced from 3 exons. Gene Ontology annotation, cellular component: basement membrane. The record is from RefSeq and is a predicted model, not a curated record.